UCUAAAUCCCCUCCUCAUUCAACGCCGCCCGUCGUGAACGGUUACUGUCUGAACAAUAAUACCAAAUUAGAAAAUCUCAGCCGCAAUCGGCAAUGAACUCAACAAAGUCCCGUCGGAAAAUUGUUCCGUCGGCUUCCGAUAACGGCGACAGUGCCGAAAAACAAGAGCUGCUCCUCCUCUCCUCGGCAAUCUGCAACGGCGAAGAUCUCGGGUCCUUCGUUCGGAAAGUUUUCGCCUCAGGGAAACCGGAAACCUUGCUCCAGCACCUGAAACACUUCUCAAAAUCGAAAGAAUCGGAGAUCGAAGAUGUCUGCCGUGCUCACUACCAGGACUUCAUCAUGGCCGUAGAUGAUCUCCGAUCCCUCUUAUCCGAUGUCGAUUCACUCAAAUCUUCUCUUUCCAACUCCAACUCCAAGCUUCAAAACGUCGCCGUACCACUCCUCACCUCCCUCGACGCCUUCGUUGAAGCCAAAACUAAGUGUUCCAACAUCGCUCUCGCUAUUCAUUCCCUCAACACCUGCGUUCAGAUCAUGGAGCUCUGCGCCCGUGCCAAUUUCCAUCUCUCCCAAAACAACUUUUACAUGGCCUUGAAAUCCUUGGACUCCAUCGAAUCUAAUUUUCACGAAACGCCGUCGUCUACUCUUAAAAGGAUGUUGGAGAAGCAGAUCCCCUCGAUUAGGGUUCACAUUGAGAGAAAGGUUAGUAAAGAGUUUGGGGAUUGGCUUGUGGAGAUCCGUACUGUUAGCCGAAAUCUAGGUCAGCUAGCCAUCGGUCAAGCAUCGGCUGCGCGUCAGAGAGAAGAAGAGCUUCGUAUCAAGCAGCGCCAAGCCGAGGAGCAAAGCCGUCUUAGCUUGAGGGAUUGUGUUUAUGCUUUAGAAGAAGAAGAUGACGAUGAGAUUGACGGAGUUGUUGAUGGAAGUAACGGCGGUAAUGGAAAUGGAAUUUCAGGGUUUGACUUGACUCCUUUGUACAGGGCUUAUCAUAUACAUCAGACUCUAGGGCUUCAGGACAGGUUUAAGCAGUAUUAUUUUGAGAAUAGGAAGUUGCAGUUGACUUCUGAUUUCCAAGUAUCCUCAAUGACUCCGUUUCUCGAGUCUCACCAGACAUUUUUCGCACAAAUUGCCGGGUUUUUUAUAGUGGAGGAUCGGGUUUUGAGGACUGGUGGAGGGUUAAUUUCAAAGAUUGAAGUGGAGAAUCUGUGGGAUACUGCUGUGAGCAAGAUGUGUUCUGUUUUGGAGGACCAAUUUUCAAGAAUGCAAACUGCGAAUCAUUUGUUGUUGAUUAAGGAUUAUGUGAGUUUGCUUGGUGUCACAUUGCGUAGAUUUGGUUAUCCAAUUGACGCUUUGCUUGAUGUUUUGAGCAAGCAUAGGGAUAAGUAUCACGAAUUGUUGUUGUCCGAUUGCCGUAAGCAGGUCGCUGAGGCUCUUUCUGCUGAUAAGUUUGAGCAGAUGUAUAUGAAGAAGGAGUACGAAUAUUCGAUGAAUGUUCUUUCGUUUCAGAUACAAACUUCGAACAUCAUGCCCGCAUUCCCUUACGUUGCUCCUUUUUCGUCUACAGUUCCUGAUUGCUGUAGAAUUGUUCGGUCCUUUAUCGAGGAUUCUGUGAGUUUCAUGUCAUACGGUGGGCAGCUUGAGUUUUACGAUGUGGUUAAAAAGUACUUGGACAGGCUGUUGAUUGAGGUCUUGGAUGGGGCUUUGCUGAAAGUUAUUAACGGUUCGUUAAGUGGGGUUACCCAAGCUAUGCAGAUGGCAGCAAAUAUGGCAGUUUUUGAGCGGGCUUGUGAUUUCUUCUUUCGUCAUGCUGCACAGCUGUCGGGUAUUCCUUUGAGGAUAGUUGAGAGAGGGAGGAGGCAGUUUCCAUUGAUAAAAGCCCGUGAUGCAGCUGAAGAGAUGCUUUCUGGUUUGUUGAAGCAAAAAGUUGAUGGUUUCCUUACAUUGAUUGAAAAUGUGAAUUGGAUGGCUGAUGAACCUCCACAGGGUGGGAAUGAAUAUUCGAACGAGGUGAUUAUUUUCCUCGAAACUUUGGUUUCAACUGCACAGCAGGUUUUGCCUGUUCAGGUUUUGAAGCGGGUUUUGCAAGAAGUUCUUGCUCAUAUAUCGGAGAUGAUUGUUGGUGCUCUAUUGGCGGAGUCUGUUAAAAGGUUCAACGUCAACUCUAUUAUGGGGUUCGAUGUUGAUGUUAGGCUGUUGGAAGCAUUUGCAGAGAGCCAAUCUCCUCUUUUGUCUGAGGCAGAUGCAAAUCAAUUGAAAACGGGUCUGCUUGAGUCGAGGCAAAUGGUUAAUUUGCUUCUGAGUAAUCACCCGGAGAACUUUUUGAAUCCAGUUAUCAGGGAGAGGAGUUACUAUGCACUGGACUACAGGAAAGUGGUUGCCAUUUCUGAGAAAUUGAGGGAUCAAUCGGAUCGGUUGUUUGGUUCUUUUGGAACUAGAGGUGCUAAGCAAAACCCGAAGAAGAAGUCUCUAGACACAUUGAUAAAAAGACUCAAGGAGAUGAACUGAAAUCGCUCAAAACUGUAUGUUUUCCUUGUAUUUGCCUUUUCAUUUUUUGUUCUUGUGUUAAUUCUCUAGAGAUUCUUGAUUUCUAAUAAUUGUGGCUAUUAUUGCAUAGUUGUUUCAAGUGGAAGAAUUGGAAAUCAUUCUUGUAUGUAUGAAUUUAAUUUGUCUACUUUGUAUUUCAUAAUUCUUGAGGGCAUGUCUUUGUUGAUACAUUAUUUUGGAUCUUCAAAUGGUAAAUUGAUGAAAAUGUUGUGUU
This is a messenger RNA of Erythranthe guttata (spotted monkey flower), 2751 nucleotides long. It is a transcript of the gene SEC15B, whose product is annotated as exocyst complex component sec15B. Gene Ontology annotation, cellular component: membrane; exocyst. Gene Ontology annotation, biological process: exocytosis; Golgi to plasma membrane transport; intracellular protein transport. The record is from RefSeq and is a predicted model, not a curated record. Lineage: Eukaryota; Viridiplantae; Streptophyta; Magnoliopsida; Lamiales; Phrymaceae.